Messenger RNA from Drosophila novamexicana, 3333 nucleotides. Its product is annotated as pyruvate dehydrogenase phosphatase regulatory subunit, mitochondrial. Gene Ontology annotation, molecular function: protein binding; oxidoreductase activity. Lineage: Eukaryota; Metazoa; Arthropoda; Insecta; Diptera; Drosophilidae. The record is from RefSeq and is a predicted model, not a curated record. The coding region runs from base 109 to 2928 and encodes 939 amino acids. The transcript is spliced from 6 exons. Gene Ontology annotation, cellular component: mitochondrion.
UAUCGAUACCUGCGGCUGCACAUAGUUAAAUACGCUAAGCACGAGACAAUAACAAGCCUGAGAAUUACCAAUAGAAACGACAACAACGACAACUGAAAGCCAGGAACAAUGCAAAAGCUACUCCGUGGCGUUGCAUGUUGCCAACAUGCCGCCAACAACGGAGUGAACGUUAGCCAGUUGCAUAUACCACGUACGCAACAGCUGGGCCGCCGCCUGCUGAGCACUGCGACUGGCCAUGCAGCAGAUGCGGCCGAUGAGCAGGUGUUGAGCAAGCGAAAAUUUCAGCCGCACGAAGCCGUCGAUCCCAACGAGAAGCUGGCCGGACAAGUGCCGGGACAGGCGCGUGUCGUCAUUUGUGGUGGAGGCAUCACUGGCGCCUCGGUGGCCUACCAUCUGGGCCUGCAGGGCUGGGGCGGCGAGACGCUGCUAAUCGAACAAGACGGCGUUGGCGGCGAGCUGCCCUGGAGUGCCUGCGGCCUGGCCGGUCGCUUUGAGCCCAGCUAUACGGAACUGAAGCUAUCGGAGUAUUCAAUUGAUUUAAUCAAGCGGCUGACGGAGCGAGGUUUGCCCACCGGCUGGCGGCAGGUGGGCAGCCUGAAUCUGGCGCGCAGUUUUGAUCGCAUGACUUCCUUCCAUCGCAUGAAAUCCCAGGCUGUCGCCUGGGGCAUGAACUGUGAGAUACUCACGCCGGAACAGUGCAAGCAGCACUGUUCACUGCUCUCGUUGGACGGCAUCGAGGGUGGGCUCUGGAUACCGGAGGAUGGCGUCUGUGAUCCGCACCUGGUCUGCCAUGCAUUCAUCGAGGAGGCACGACGCCUGGGCGUGCGCAUUGUUGAGCACUGCGCCGUCAAGAAGAUACACAGCGAUCACGGCAAGGUGGCGCGCGUCGAGACCACCUCCGGCGAUGUGAACUGCGAGUACUUUGUCAAUUGCACCGGCUUCUGGGCGCGCGAGGUGGGCACUUUGUCCAAGCCCGUGGUAAAGGUGCCGCUCAAGGCCGUGGAGCAUCACUAUCUGCACACAAAGCCCAUCGACCAGUUGGAUCCGUAUACGCCGUUCGUGCGCGACUUUGACGGACGCAUCUUCUUUCGCGAGUGCGAGGGUCACAUCCUGGCUGGUGGCUACGAGCGUGAGGCGAAGAUGGUAUACGAGGACGGCGUCAUACCGCUGUCGCAGAAGGCUCGCCAAUAUCCGCCCGACUGGGAUCACUUUCAUGAGCUGCUCGAUGAGCUGUUGCAGCGUGUACCCUCAUUCCGUGAGGCUUCGCUGGAUCGGCUGACGAACUCGCUGCAGGUGUUCUCGCCCGAUUGCAAAUGGAUAUUGGGCGAGGCGCCCGAGAUACAAAACUACUAUGUGGCCGCUGGCAACAAAACGAUGGGCGUUUCCGCCUCCGGCGGCAUUGGACGCGUGCUCACCGAUCUCAUUACGAAGGGAUCUACGUAUCUGGAUCUGCACAUAUUGGACAUCAGUCGUUUCCUGGGCCUGCAUAACAACCGCAAGUUCUUGCGGGAUCGGUGUAAGGAGGCGCCCGGCAAGCACUUUGAGAUCAACUAUCCCUUCGAGGAAUUUCAAACUGGACGCAAUCUGCGCAUGUCGCCCAUCUAUCCGCAGCUCAAGGAAGCGGGCGCCGUCUUUGGCCAGUCCAUGGGCUAUGAGCGACCCAACUAUUUUGAUUUGAAUGACAAGCAAGAUGAGUUUGGGCUGCCGCGCUUUCGCAUCUCUCAGACGCGCACCUUUGGCAAACCACCCUGGUUCGAUCACGUCGCCACAGAGUAUCGCGCCUGUCGCGAACGCAUCGGCAUUGCCGACUAUAGCUCCUUCACCAAGUACGAUUUUUGGUCCAAGGGCAACGAGGUGGUCGAGCUGCUGCAGUAUCUCUGUUCCAACGAUGUGGAUGUCGCCGUUGGCUCCAUUAUACACACGGGCAUGCAGAAUCCCAAUGGUGGCUAUGAGAACGAUUGCUCCCUGGCGCGUCUCUCCGAGCGGCACUACAUGAUGAUUGCUCCGACCAUACAGCAGACGCGCUCCAUGAGCUGGAUACGCAAGCACAUGCCAGAUCAUCUGCGCCCCAAGGUCAAUGUGGCGGACGUGACCUCCAUGUACACGGCCAUAUGUAUACUGGGCCCAUAUUCUCGGAUUUUGCUCUCGGAGUUAACCGACACAGAUCUCUCAGCCAAGAGCUUCCCCUUCUUUACAUAUAAGGAACUCGAUGUGGGCCUAGCCGAUGGCAUACGCGUCCUGAACAUCACACACACUGGCGAACUGGGCUAUGUGCUCUAUAUACCCAACGAGUAUGCGCUGCAUGUGUACUCGCGACUGCAUAAGGCUGGUCAAAAGUACCAAAUACAGCAUGCAGGUUACUAUGCGACGAGGGCGCUGCGCAUCGAGAAGUUUUAUGCGUUCUGGGGUCAGGACUUGGAUACGUUCACGACGCCGUUGGAGUGCGGACGCAGCUGGCGUGUCAAGUUCAACAAACCGAUUGAUUUUAUUGGACGCAAAGCGCUGCUGAAGCAGCGGGAGGAGGGCGUGAAGCGAAUGUAUGUGCAGCUGCUGCUCAACGAUCAUGAUCACGAGGUGGACAUGUGGUGCUGGGGCGGUGAGCCCAUUUAUCGGGAUGGCAUCUAUGUGGGCAUGACGACAACAACCGGCUAUGGUUAUACCUUCGAGAAGCAGGUCUGCUUGGGCUUUGUGCGCAACAUUGAUGCGCAGGGCCAAGAGCUGGCCGUGAGCAACGAGUACGUGCUGUCCGGGCACUACGAGGUGGAGGUGGCCGGUGUGCGGUUCGAGGCCAAGGUGAAUCUGCACUCGCCCAACCUGCCCACCAAGUUCCCGGAUCGCGAACGCGAGGCCUAUCAUGCGACGCGCGACAAACCCGACCAGGCAGAUCUGCUCUCGUUCAGCUCAAAUCUGACGGAGACGCGCCAUUGAGCCCCACCGUGCCGCUCCCCACCAUCGGCCGCUCCUAUCCCAAAUCUGUGUGCCCGUUCUCCAUUCUUUUAUAUUUGAUAUACAGCCAAGCGAAAAUGUUUGUCUCAUUUCGUUCGCUCGUUCGUCUCACUUCGAGUCUCAAUUGCAAAGCGAUAUUAGUUUAUAUUGUCAUUAUAUAGUAACAUAUAUACAUAUAUAUUAUUUGUAUAUAUGGAGAAAGAUCGGCGAAUGAGCGAAUGAGAGAGCCGAGGCGUGUCAGAGUGAGAGAUGCGAUAUUAGUUUUUGCUCAAAGAGGCUGCGCCCUUUAAGCAGAGCGCAGCGGAUAGUUGUGUGUUAUCGAUAUACACACAUAUAUAUAUAUAUAUAUAUAUAUAUAUAUGCCUAUCGAUAUAUUUAUCGCAGUUG